CUUCUCGCGUAAACCUCGCUGCCUCUUUUCUAUUUCACUUUGUGAAGGUAAUUGGAAUAGGGGUUUCUUGGGUGGUGGCUCCGCCAUCUUGACUGGCUGUCUGUUCCUAUCCGAAUCCAGUUCCGGCCGAAAAGGGAGCAGGACGCGCAGACAGAGAGUAGUGACGACGAAAUACGACACCGCGCACUCCCGCUCGCUCGACAGAUCAACUGCAUAUCCAUUAGACGAACACUGCUCGGUAACUCCCCCCUAGUGCGGUGCACACCUUCUUCUCCUCUGUCCUCUCGGUUGAGGAAAGUGAAAUUAUCAUCAUGAAGAAAUAUGGAAGCGCCUCGCGCCUGGGCGACACUGGAUCUAGCGACGCCCUCGCCAGGCAUGGCUUGCUCAAAAGAAAUGAGAAUAUGGUGGUAUAUGAGAUACAUCCGUCGUCCAAAGCGGAUGCCAAUUUGAAGAAGUUGAUUCAGGCACUGACGACAUGGGUCAACUCAUAUGUGAUACACGAAACGAUGACCGUCCGCGACCUGGUUUCAGAUCUGGACGACGGCCAACUGUUGGCGGCCUUCCUGGGUCAAAUAACAGGCGACGUAAUAGCCGACCCCAACCAACUCGCCGCCAAAUCCGAGCGGACAAAAGUCGCUAUCCUCCAAUCCGUAGUGCGGUACAUGGAGGAAAGUCUCAAGAUCCCGCCGGACCCGUCGCGGUGGACGAUCGAGGGGAUCAUGAACAAGGAUGUGGCGUCAGCGCUUUGUAUAUUGGUUGAUCUGGCGCAGGUGCUCGGGUGUCCGUACGAUAUACCUCCGAAGUUGUCUGUUGCUAUCAUUAGGAAGGAGGAACUCCCCAGUGGCAUCAAACAAAAGACAUCGGUGAUCAAGAUCACCGGCGAGGAGCCCAAAGCGGGCAAAGGCGGGCUUACGGAUGCUGAAGUGUCGCUGCAGCCGCGCGAUGAUGGAGCAGAUUCAGGUUAUGAGCCUGACGCCUUCGACAAACUGUUCGCCAUGCCCGAAAAGAUGCCCGAAGUCACAAAGCUGCUCCUCGAAUUCCUCAACUCCCAGCUCGAAGGCCUCAACAUCCGGUUAAACACACUAGCAAAACUCGAGUGCGUGUACCUGAUAUUGCUGAUCGGGACGAUGGGCAACUUUUUUGUGCCGUUGCAUCAUUAUGCGUUGACGCCGACGACUUUGGCUGCUAAGAUCGACAACGCUAAGUUCGCAAUAUCGAUGAUGAGCGAUCUCGAAAUCGACGUUACGAGGAUAAGCCCGACAGAUCUCGUCCGCAAAGACGUAAAGUCUAUAUCGCGCUGUGUGUUUGCGCUGUUCCAGGCAUUCAACAACCGGGUGUCUACGUGAUAUGAUCUGUCAUCAUGGCUUGUCGGUCGAUGAGGGCUGCAACGGUAACGGUGGUACGUGCCACUGCGAUAUGGAAGGGACCUGGAUUUGGCACUUGCGUUUGAUCCACCCAUCUUUUGGAAGGCUUCAGCUAUGGACUCCAUUCGAGCACAAUCGCCGCAUUCGUGGAGGGAUUCCCGUCAGCCCACCCACUUCCAUCGCCCGUUCGGGAGAUAUGCAAUGAUGUAUUAUCUUAGCGGCGAAAUGAUUAACUAUGUAUAACUUAUGACAAAAAUGUUCAGGUGGGUUCCUAAGACGAACCCACCCAGGUGUUUGAUUUAUAUACAAGCCCAAUGGGGUGAGAUGGAAAAUGAACGGUUUCCUUCAAAAUGCAAUGCGACGAGCGGGACUCGGCGACCGGCGUUCUAGAAGAGAGAAGUA
Fimicolochytrium jonesii is the source of this 1766-nucleotide messenger RNA. RefSeq lists its product as uncharacterized. The transcript is spliced from 11 exons. Gene Ontology annotation, cellular component: focal adhesion; actin cytoskeleton; cytoplasm. Gene Ontology annotation, biological process: actin cytoskeleton organization; establishment or maintenance of cell polarity; cell projection assembly. The coding region runs from base 312 to 1346 and encodes 344 amino acids. NCBI's taxonomy places the organism in Eukaryota, Fungi, Chytridiomycota, Chytridiomycetes, Spizellomycetales, Powellomycetaceae. The record is from RefSeq and is a predicted model, not a curated record. Gene Ontology annotation, molecular function: actin binding.